AUGUCUGGGCGUGUUUUCCAAAGUAACUUAAUGUUUACCAAAAGGUCACAUUCAAAUAUAAAAAGACUGAAUGUCAAACUGUCAUUAAAGGAUCUAAUGGCACCGACGGUUGGAGGAUUUAUUGCUUAUUUAUCAUGGGGGGUUAUUAAACCUCGUCGUACUGAAUCUGAAAAAGGGAAUAACUCUAUGGUUGCCAUAUUAGGUUUAGGAGAGUAUUCUUUAAGCCAAUAUUGGAUAAAUCCAUCACUGCUAUUUACUUCUAGAAUCCCAACCCUGUUUGCUUAUUCUUUUGGUACCAUGAAAGUUAUGGGCAGUUUAGUAGUUCAGGGAUUUCAAUUCUUUUCCUGGAGAUCGAUUCGUUCUAUUACAGGACCAUUGCUAUUAACGACAGCAGUAUUAGGUGUGGCAUAUUUAGUUCAUGACUUGCCAAAUGCACUACCAAAAAAUUUACUUGAAAAAUACAAAAACCAACUGGAAAAAGUUGAUUACAUUAAUACUAAUGCUGAACGUAUUGUCAAAGAAGUUCGAGAAGUCUUAAAGAUACCAGUUCGUGAAAUUUUGAAGACUUCUGAAUUGAUACUUGACAAGAAACAAUCUAUCAAAAAACAAUUGGAAAAGAAAUAUGAAGAUAUUCGGAUAUCAUCUAGAAUAUUUCAACAAAUAUCAGAAAAAACUGCAUCUCAAAAAAUGGUUAUCGACGCCUUAAGUCUUGAUAUUGAUUAA
This is a messenger RNA of Vanderwaltozyma polyspora DSM 70294, 723 nucleotides long. RefSeq lists its product as uncharacterized. The transcript has a single exon. The record is from RefSeq and is a predicted model, not a curated record. Bases 1 to 723 code for a protein of 240 amino acids. NCBI's taxonomy places the organism in Eukaryota, Fungi, Ascomycota, Saccharomycetes, Saccharomycetales, Saccharomycetaceae.